AUGAGAACAAACAAUCGAUCUGAAGCUUCUUCAUCAUCAUCAUCGGAAAGUGAACAGGAAGAAAUGACAAGAACGGAAUCCACAAGAAUCAGUGAUUCAUCAUCAUCAGGAAAUCAUACAACAACAACACAAAAUAAUUUGGAAAUUGGUAAAGAAUUGAAAUUAACUCGAAUUAUUUUUGUCAAGGGGUUACCCUCGCAUGUAACGAACUCGCAAUUCAAAAAGUUAUUUGAGGAGUAUGGACAGGUAACCGAUGCAAAGAUUAUGAUGGCAAAGAAUGGAAAGAGUCGAGGAUUUGGAUAUGUCGGAUAUAAGAGGCAUGAAGAGGCUUUGAAUGCAUUGCAAGAAAGAAAUCAGACGUUUGUCGGGAUGGCUAAAAUUACGGUUGAAUUUGCAUUACCUUAUAAAGAUUCCAGAUUGGAACCACCAAAGAGUAAAACUUCAAAAGCUGCUCUUGCCGUCAAGCAAGCAUCUUCGAAUAGCUCAGCAAACAAAAGUUCUUCUAAUGAAGAAGAGGUCGAUGAGUUUUUGGGAAUUGGAAAGAAAAAAUCAUCAGGUCCAAAGUUUUGGGAAAAUGAUUUAGAGGACGAAUUUGAUGAAGAAAUACAGAAGGAUAAAAAAAAGGCAGAAGAUGAAAUGGCUGACGGUUCAAAGCACACUACUACUGAUGACGACACAAAAGAAUCAGCUACCAAGAAGAAGAAACGAGAAAAUGAAACAAGCAAACAAUCUGACAAUGCGAUGUUCGAAAACGAUGAUAAUAACCUGUUAUAUUUCAAUGAAAACGAGGAGGAAGAUCCUGGAAGACUCUUUGUGUACAAUCUUCACUUUACAACCACAGAAGACGAAUUGAAAGAAUUAUUUGAGCCAUUUGGAGAAAUUUCUGAAAUUCACAUUCCAAUAGACAAUGAAACUAAGCGGUCAAAGGGUGUUGCUUUUGUCCAUUUCUUAAUUCCAGAACAUGCUGACAAGGCUAUGAACACUCUCCAUAAUUCCAUCUUUCAAGGUAGAAUGAUUCACGUCACAAAAGCAAAAGAGAAGCCAAAUUUCAAUGUGGAAAAGGAAAAUAUGUUCCUGGGCAAGUCGAAAUACAAGAGAGAACAAAUGAAAAAGCUGAGAGAACAAGCCGGCUCGUCACACAACUGGAAUGCCACAUAUAUGAGUGCGAACACUGUCAUGGAGAGCAUGAGCAAACAACUUGGAAUUUCUAAGAGCGAAUUACUACUGAAUAAUCGGGAUUUUUCGAAUGUGGAUGACAAUGCAGCUGUUAGAAUGGCUCUCGCAGAAACAGAGUUGAUCAAACAAACAAAGGAAGAACUUCAAGACCAUGGAAUUAAUCUGGAUUUAUUGAACAAGCCUGCUGGACAAGUGAAGCUCUCUAGAACGGUAAUUUUGGUGAAAAAUAUUCCUUUUCAUGAGAAUACAGAAAAGUUAAAACAAGAACUGCAUGAUUUGUUUGGAUUCAAGAGUAGAAGAAUUUCCAGAAUCAUUAUUCCUGCAUCCAAAACAAUUGCACUGAUUGAAUUUUACGAACCUGUCGAAGCAAGACAAGCAUUUACUCACUUGGCCUACAAGAAUUUUUAUAAUGUUCCACUUUAUCUCCAAUGGGCACCUGAAGGUGUUCUGCCUCCAAAGAAAGAAGAAAAGAAAGAAGAGCCAAAGAAAGAGGAUAAAGGCCCAGUUCGUGUGGCAGACGAAGGCGACGACAAUCAAGAAAGCACUGUAUUAUUUAUUAAGAACUUGAACUUUAAAACAACGGAAGAGAGUCUGAAAGAAUUAUUUAAGAUUUACAAACCGCGAUCUGUUCGUAUUGUGACUGAAAAUGGUAAAAGUAAGGGUUUCGGCUUUGCAGAGUUUGGCAGCGUGAAGGAUGCGGUCAAAGCUCACGACGAAUUACAUGGCGUUGAAUUGGAUAAUCACAUCUUGGUCGUUCACUAUUCCAAUAUUCAAUCCAAUGUGAAAACCACAACAGAACCAAAACUUAAAAAACAAGACAUCUCGUUCAAAGAUGAAGAAAAGGGCGUGACAGUGACCUUCAAAAAGUUAGUCGUGCGAAACGUCGCCUUCGAAGCUACUCGACAAGAUUUAUAUCAGCUAUUCAGCACCUAUGGACAAGUGAAAACUAUUCGUUUACCAAAGAAAGUUGGAUCCAACUCACAUCGUGGUUUUGCCUUUGUAGAAUUUGUAUCUCCAAAAGAAUGUCAUCAAGCUUAUCAAGCCCUUAAACACAGUCACUUGUAUGGUAGAACGUUGAAACUCGAAUUCAGUGAGGAUGUCAACAUGGAGAAUAUUCGUGACGUUCAGGAACGAAACCGAGAAGAAUAUUUAGAAAAAGAAACAAAGAAAAGCAAAUCUAGCUCAGGAAAACGAAAACGAGAUGCCUUUUUGUAG
Messenger RNA from Naegleria fowleri, 2391 nucleotides. RefSeq lists its product as uncharacterized. Lineage: Eukaryota; Heterolobosea; Eutetramitea; Acrasida; Naegleriidae. Bases 1 to 2391 code for a protein of 796 amino acids. The record is from RefSeq and is a predicted model, not a curated record. The transcript has a single exon. Gene Ontology annotation, cellular component: nucleus; ribonucleoprotein complex; cytoplasm. Gene Ontology annotation, molecular function: mRNA binding.